This is a messenger RNA of Closterium sp. NIES-67, 1069 nucleotides long. The record is from the annotation of a GenBank genome assembly. Lineage: Eukaryota; Viridiplantae; Streptophyta; Zygnematophyceae; Desmidiales; Closteriaceae.
AUUGAGAGGAGUCUACAGAAGUGUGAAGACCCUUCUAGACCCACCAUGGCCUGUGGGUGUGCCUAAGUGGUGUUCUAAAUGUUGGAUGUGUCUUCCGCUAAGGGAAACUCUGCCGAAAUUUCGUGGACGCCGAUACUUGUGAAAAUAUCGAGGGAGCUGAGUGGGGACAGCAAAGGGGGGCUGAAAUUCGUCAUUUCUCAAGGAGAAGAUGAAUGAGAGAGGAGGAGAUGCUAAUGGAAGAGGAGCUUUAGCUGAGAAGGCAACCCAACACUCUCCCGAUGGUGAUCGUGCUCGAGAAGGAACUUGCUGCCAUCUCCAUGCGACCAGGGGACGAUGUGAAGCCGGUCCUUGACAAGAUCAAGGACACCUAUGCAAGGAUGGCAGCAGCGGGUAGCAGUGUAUCUCAGCUGCAGCAGUGCACCAAGAUCAUCUCGGUGUUGGACAACUCUUGGGACAACCUCAUCCCCACCCUCAACUCUCAGCAAGAUCAAUGGACACCUGAGUGGCUAAGGCAGCAGAUUCUGCAGGAGGACUUCCGCAGACGCCAUGUGGGAGGCGGUGCUGCCACUAAGACUGCUGAGGGGUAUGGAGCUGCAGGGCGCGGCAGAGGAAGAGGGGGUUGGAGAGGCCGAGGCCGUGGGAGAAGCUUUGGCAGAGGUAGAGGCCGAGGUGACUAUAAUGAGAGGCAUGGGAGCUCCAGUGGCAGGGGAGUACCAGAAUGGAGGGCACCUGCUGGUACUGCAAGAAGGUCGGGCAUCCUUGGUUCAAGUGCUUCAGCAGGCCGGAGGGAUGGGCACCUCCAGGCAUGAAGCCGCCAAGUGGUGAACGCGCACAAGGUGGCGCUGUGCAAGGCUCAGGUGCACAAGGUGAAGGUGCACAAGGUAACGCCUAUCCUGGGAUGUAUCUCAUGGUUGAGGAUGUGCAUGGGCAUGAGGGUGAUGUGGGAUCUGUGGGAAAGGUUGUGAUGCACCCUCUCACGCACUGGGUGAUUGAUUCGGGUUGCACCAGUCACAUGACUCCACGGGCAGAUUUGCUUGAUGAGGUAAAACCCCCUGGGAAGAUUAAGUAU